AUGACAACUGAAUCCCUCGAAGAACACUGGGGACCGUUGUCAAGUGGUCUGUUGAACUCGCCUGAAGCUCUAGGAAUACAAAGCACGGAGAUCAUCGCCAGUCCAGUCUCUUCGGCAUUGGAGUAUUGUUGGAGCACACAGCUUUUGUCCAAUGGACAUAGCGUUUCUGGUCUACAGGAUUUUGACGGUCUGGCAACAGCCGGCUGGAAUCUUUCAAAUCUGCAGACAGCCAACGACGAGAGCACUGUCGACCAUCCUGUUCGUGCUUUCACCGCAUCUGAACCAUAUCUUGGGUCGAGAUACAUAGGAGAGACUGAGAUUUCACGACUCUUCGAAGAUGUGGCGCUUAUUACACUUGCUUUGAAUGAUGCCUACAUCGACCACGAGCCGAUGUCUUCCGGGAUCGAAGCCAGAAAGCCGUUGAUGCAAACCUUUGGGGUUCAUUACCGUCUAGCUCAAUGUUGUGCCAGGAUAGCAAGCGACUUUGACAGUCAGGAAGCUCUUUCACAGUCUAUGGUCUUCACAUCAGAGAAUCUAGACAACUGGUUGGAACAGCUUCAACAGUUGAAAGUUGACGUCUUCACGACACGGCAUCAGCCCGCAUCAGCCAUGACGUGGGAUCCGAGAAUCGCCUCACCGAAUAGUCCGUGUAUGACACCUUCAGAGGGGGAUAUCUCAGCAAGCCUACUCUACUUCGAGCUAGUGUUGUGCGUCUGUGGACGUUUUUCAGCUAGUUCUUUGGGUGACUCAAGCACUGAUAAGAUCGAACAAAGGGUUCUUGAGUCUGCUAUUGAUAUCUUGAAACUACUCGUCGAGGUCGAUCCCACCAAGGCGGGUACAGAUCAGAAUUUGGUGCGCAUUGCCGUCAGUUCGUUCUGCCUCGUUGCGACUUUCAUCUCAAGGGCGAAUGAGCGGGCCACGAUCUUCAGAUAUCUGGUUUCAACGCUCGGUUUCUUCGCUCGGAUGACAAUCAAUUCACCACUCAUGACUCUGGGGAAAUUCAGCUCCGUGGUGGACUCAGUGCAAAAGGUACUCAAGAAUGAUGGUUGA
Messenger RNA from Colletotrichum costaricense, 1050 nucleotides. RefSeq lists its product as uncharacterized. The transcript is spliced from 6 exons. The record is from RefSeq and is a predicted model, not a curated record. Lineage: Eukaryota; Fungi; Ascomycota; Sordariomycetes; Glomerellales; Glomerellaceae. Bases 1 to 1050 code for a protein of 349 amino acids.